Messenger RNA from Musa acuminata subsp. malaccensis (wild Malaysian banana), 1297 nucleotides. Its product is annotated as protein LIKE COV 1. NCBI's taxonomy places the organism in Eukaryota, Viridiplantae, Streptophyta, Magnoliopsida, Zingiberales, Musaceae. Gene Ontology annotation, cellular component: Golgi apparatus. The record is from RefSeq and is a predicted model, not a curated record.
CGAGGGUGUCGUUAAUGGGUGGCGUCCAUUAUAUUUCUUCCCCACCUUGGUGACGCCUCCUGCCAGCCCUUUCCCCUUCCCAUUUGGUAUGCUCGAGCGCUUCGUCGAGCGUCUUCGGAAAGUAAACGGAUUUCUAUUUCCCUUCCCGGAAUAAGAGAGCCGAUGAUGGGCGACGUGAAGUCGUCGAGCCCGAUGGGGAACAGGGAAAGGGAUCGCGAGUUGCUCAUCCCCGUCGCCACCGCCGCCGACGACCCCGAUUCCAGGGCCUCCUCCUCCUCUGCCUCCCCUGCCCACCACCACCACCACCAUCCCCAUCCCACCUCCCACUCCGGUCGAGAGGCAUGCUAUAAAGUCAUCCGUAGUUGGGUUUCAAAAAAGUUCAUGACUGGGUGUGUGAUUCUUUUUCCAAUUGCGAUCACCUUCUAUAUCACCUGGUGGUUUAUUCGUUUUGUUGAUGGAUUCUUUUCUCCAAUAUUUGCUCAGCUUGGGAUAAACAUAUUUGGACUCGGCUUUGUAACUUCCAUAUUGUUCAUCUUCUUGGUUGGAGUGUUCAUGUCAUCCUGGCUUGGGACAUCUGUCCUCAAUCUUGGUGAAUGGUUUAUCAAGCGGAUGCCAUUUGUACGUCACAUCUACAAUGCCUCCAAGCAAAUUAGCUCUGCUGUGUCACCUGACCAGAAUAAACAAGCCUUCAAGGAAGUUGUGAUUAUUAGGCACCCUCGGGUUGGCGAAUAUGCAUUUGGAUUCAUCACUUCCACCGUCAUUCUUCAGAGUUAUUCUGGUGAGGAUGAACUCUUCUGCGUCUACGUUCCAACCAACCAUCUUUACAUCGGUGACAUCUUUCUGGUCAACUCAAAUGAUGUUAUUAGACCAAAUCUCUCUGUUCGGGAAGGAAUCGAGAUUGUUGUUUCUGGGGGUAUGUCAAUGCCUCAGAUUCUCUCAACACUGGAUCCGCAUACAGUACCUGAGAGAACCAGAACCUACCCUUAGUUUGAGAUAUCAGAUACAUGCAGGGUAUGAUUUCUCAAGGCUUUAGGCUGUGGAAGACUUUUCUCCCAUUUUUCUGAGUGGGCUGGCAACUUUGGAUGCCUCUUAGCGUCGUCCUCCUUUUGACUCGGUUUAUAUAUCUGUCUUGUAAAUAGGUUAUAAGAAAUUUGGUAGUAUUCUACAUGCUGAUGUUCCAUAUUUUACUCUUUUAAGUUCCUCAUCGUGUUGUAAUUGUUAGGUAAUAUAUAGUUCCCGCAUUAUGGAUCGUACAAGUAUUUUUGGUAUAAUCAUAUUUUCUUUAGUUAGUCAUCUA